AUGCAGGUUCUGCGGCGAUGGCGGCCGGGGCAGCUGGUCUUUGCAGCGCUGGGUGCCGCGUGCAUGGCGCUCGCUUCCCUGCAACGGCUCAUUCUGCCCCGCAAGCGGCGCCAAUUCGACCACCUCCGCGACGGCGGCUCGCGGACUGGGCCGGCGGCCAGCCCGAUCUCGGUGGGCUGUUACAACGUGUUGUGCUCGACGUACGCCGCGACGUGGAACGAGCGCGAGGGCGUCGGGCCCGACGGCGCCUCGAACUGGGCGAGCUGGUGGCCCGUCAUGAGGGACAGCAAAUGCAAGGCGCAGUGGGACGUCAUCUGCUUGCAGGAGGUCGAGCACACAGACGCUGCCGACACAGCCAAGGACCUCGGCAGCGGCUACAGUACCAAAUACUUCAAGCACGCCAGGAGACCACCGGACGGCUUGCUCAAUGCAGUGAGAGACGAGGCGUUCAACAACAUCACUUUUAUGGAGACGCAGUUCAAUGGCGUGGCUUUCGGGCGAGUGGACAUGGUUCACAAGGCCACCUGCAGAUCGGUGCGCGUCGUGACCUGCCACGCUCGUGGCGGCGACGCGGAGCAGCUUGCCGCCCUCAACUCGUUCGCCGACGGCGCGGACGAGGACAGCAAGCGCGAGGUGGACUUGACGGUGAUAGCGGGGGGAUUCAACGAGGUCUUCGCGCCGAGGGAGGACGGACACGUGGCCGUGCCCUUCUCCGAGACGAGGGCGGGCAGGUAUCGCACCAUGCUGCGAGAGGCCGACCUGCCCCGCCUGUCGAGGCCACCCCACAAGCAACAGGAGGACCAGAAGUCUGGAAAGGGCAAGGUGGAGCGCCACGCCCCGACCGAGGCCACGGGCAACUGGCCCAGCGACCACGGCGCCGAGGCGCUCCGCGUGCGGCUGCGCCCCGUGGUAGCUGGCAGCCGAGCGGCGGCGCGCCUCUGCGCCGGCAGGUCUCUGGCCUGCGAAGGCAUGCAAGGCGGCGCUCAGUGCGUCGGCAGGCAGGCCGCGAAGGCAGGCGUCGUCGAUUCGGACUAUCACUAA
Molecule: messenger RNA, 1041 nt
Organism: Prorocentrum cordatum
Lineage: Eukaryota; Dinophyceae; Prorocentrales; Prorocentraceae
Source: the annotation of a GenBank genome assembly